GAAUUGAAAAUUGAAUUAUAUCGACGAUCUUUCUUGAACUUCGAAAUAUUUUUGACGAUCUGUCAAAUUUGGGCCUCAACAUUUCGAUUUCGGCACUUUGCGCAUGGCAGUCAGCGCACCUUGAAUGGCGACGAGUUGUUAUUGUUGAAAGCGUUUAAUUAUUUGUAGAAAUACUAUGUGUGUUUUUACAAUAUUUUUUGGUGAAAACAUAAAUAUAAGUGAUCGAAAUAUUUAAUAAUCCUAUUUUCUGAUUGGAUACAACCGCUGGAGAGAAAUUCUGUGUGUCAAAAGUAUGUCACUUAAAAUGGGGACUGCACCGACACAGUAAUCUAUCGAAAUUUCGGCAUGUGAUCCUCUUAGAAGGCGUUGAAAGAUGACGCAGGUUACGUUGGGGCCUGUCCUGACUAACCUGUUCAUAAUUUAAAUGGUAACAGAUUUAGAUGGCCGCAAAUUGACAACAAUAGUUACUUAUAAGGGAAACUUGGAAGAUCCAGAUUUCUCUAAACAACUAAGUAGUGCAAAAAAUUCGUUGAAUGAUAUUCUGUGUAAGAUAGUCAAAAUACACAAGCUGGAGCCCUGGAAUUCGGUUAGGGUAACGCUGUCUAUUCCAAGAGAGGCAGCGUUACGUCUUCGACAAUUAGCCAAUGAAGGCUCUCAUCUGCUUAAAGCCAUUGGCAUUUUGUCUGUGCAAGUAGAAGAUGAUCAAGUAAUUUCUUUACGAAUUGCUCCUGGCCCUCUUGGUUCUGAAGCUCAAGAAAUUGUUCUGAGAACAGCUCAAGAUGGUUCAGGUGCAUCAUCCAACAAUAUCUCUGUGGGCAGGUCUGAUUUUGAAGGACCGCUCGCCAGGUUAUUUUCUUCAAGUGGUAGCAGUUCAGUUUCCUCUGCAACAAACUCGACAGUGGCCAGUGAAAAAGUGCAAUUUAAAUCACCUAAUGUGGUGUGUCCUUCAGACUCUGUGGUGCCUAAAGUGGCUGUUGGCAGUUCCCCAACUACAUCAAAGAACCCUUUUCCAUUCACUAGCAUGAAUCAAGCUAUACAUAGUAGAGAAAUUAGUAAUCAGCAUCAGCAACAGAACUCCACAGUUUCAUUGACAUCUGUACCAGUUUCAGUAGCAACAGUGCCUCUGUCAACGGUUCCAUCUUUACCACCACCCCCGUACCCAACUCAAAAUCCUCCUGUAUCAAUAUCAAGUCCAUUAUUAGUGAACUUAUUACAAAAUGACGGAGCUGAUAGUGUUUUAAGUGUGCCUCCUGCAACUGCUAAUGCAGCAGUAAAGUUUAAGUGUCCUAGAACAGUGACUAGUAACAAUAAUGUGUUAGUAACUAUACCACAGACCAAUACUAAUAGUAACUUAUCAGUGAAUUCAAUUGUUUCACCAAGCGCCUUAUCUAAUAAACACCAAAUGAUUAGUACAACUCCCUGCGCUCUAAGUAUAAGUGCAACUCAACCUCCACCUUUGAAUAAUCUUCCUGUUUCAAGGCCAACUUCUCUACUACCACCGCCACCCCCAUACCCAUUGUCAUGGGCCUCACCAACUCAUCUACCUGAUAUAACACCAUCUCUCACAGACCUUAGAGCAGAUGACCUGGACCAACUCUUACCUUCGUUAGAGCAUGACCUGGUGCAUAGUCCUCCAGACAUACCAGAAUUAUUAGCAAAUUCUAAUCACAGUGACCAUUCAAUACUUGAUCCACCGGAACCACAACCAAUUGGGAAGAACUUUCUUAUAAAUCCCUUGACAGGUGAAUUGGAACCCCAGUCGAGUGAUGAAAGUGAAGAUGAAGAAGUAAGGGAUGUGUUCACAGAUUUGCCAUCCCCUAGUGCAACAUUUUCGGAUGAAGAUACAAAUUCCACUUCCAAAACUGAUAAUAUUAUGAAUAACAUUACUGAUCAAAGUGAUAGUGAUACUAGAUCAUCUUUGAUAGAAACAGGUGUUAAACAUAGAUAUAAAAAUAUAAAAUCCUCUAAAGAUAAAGGUCGAGAUUCUCCUUCAUUGAAGCCAACUGAAAAAAUCAAACUAAGGUUGAAAUUAGAAAAAUCUGAACCUGUGAAUCCAGCUUAUAAAGUGGACGUUAGUUUUAUUAAUACUCAACAACCGAAGAAAGCUUUGAUGGCAUCAGUUACUCCAAGUCCCUCCCCACAAACACCACCAAGUUCUGAAGGGCUGAGGGUCCCUCCCUUACAUAUAUCAUUACGUGGUAGAAAUUUAGUAAUAAAAAAUAAAAAAAGAAAUAAAAUGUUAGAUAGUGGGGAGAAGAUGAAAGUAAGGAAAACUCAAGAUUAUACCCUUAAGAGAAAGCAAGACACAUCUUUUGGAGAAGAUGAGUUGAACAUUCCCCCAUCAGUUGUGGUUGAUUCAUCUUUAGAACAAACAAAGAUAAGAACUUCAAACUCAGAGGUCAAAAAAAUUAAAAGACCUAAAAUCAAUAGUGAAUAUAAAGAUGGCCUCCCACAAAUGGGUUCCCAAUUGACUUCACAGGAAACUAAAGUUGUUCUUCAUAACUAUAUAUCCAAAGAUAAGGAGAAAGAAAGACGUGGAAGUGAUUCCGACUUGUGUAAAUCUAGCAAAAAAUUUUUAGAUUCUAAUGGAAUUAGUUCUGAAGAUAAAAAAAGGAGAUUAAGUCAGUCGGACGGUGUCGAAAGUACUGAGGUCCUUGGUUCUACAAAUAUCGGAACUGUGGUAGGAUUACCGAAACCUAGGAAAGAAAAAGUAAAAAAUCGUGAACUGAAUAGGAAUAAGAGUUACUCUAAGAAUUUAGCAGAGAAAAUAGCCAAACAACAAAUCAACUUGCCCAGUGUUGAAAUCGAUAUGGAAUCUAAAAUAAAGCAAAGAUUGUUAGAAGGAGUCAAUAGAAUCCCUCAUAGAAUUGAUCAGACUACACCUGCUCCAGAAAAGCCACCUCCUGUAGAAGAGAAGUUACCAGAACCUGAUGGGAGUCAUACUCCUGAUAGAAAAAGUGAAGUAGUAGAGAAACCAGUAGCAGGUAGAUCACCUAACAGUGGAGCACAGGGGGAAGAUAGUGGUAUUGAAAGCAUGGAUGCCUUGAGUGAAAAAUCUCCAAAUCAAGCCAGUCAGAGCCCUCAUGCUGAUAUGCCAGAACCAGCAUUGAAACCUAAAACCCAAGUGCCUGAUAUGAUGGACAUUGAGGCUCAAUUGGCGAAAAUGGAAGGCCUCAAUGGAGAAGAUUGCUGUAUCACAUCUUCAUUGCAAGAUAAUUUAAAGAAUAGCACAUCUCCAAUAUCAAUACACACCAAUAUUAAUAAUACAAAAGAAAAAGAGCCUUAUGAUAAAAAUGAAUCACUUUUAACACCUACAAAUUCUAAUGAAUUACCUUCAAACCAAACUAAUAAAGAAGAUCUUGAACCACUUCCUCUGAGGAUAGCACCCCCUUUAUACACUUAUUCUAACCCAGAAAAAAGUAGGGAUUCAGAAGAAAUUUUUCAAGAAGGAUCAGAAGACAUCAAUAAUUCAAGUCCGUUAAAGAAUAAGAGUUUGCUUGAAGCUCUCUUGAUAGAAAUACCAUCAGAUCAACAUAAUUCAGAUAACCCAAGUCCUGCUACAAGAUCAGUUCGAACAAGGGCAUCAUCUAAAUUGAAUAGCCCCGAAAUUAAUUUAAAUUCUCCAGUUACAAGACAGCAAAGAGGUUCAACACCUGCUAAUAAAAGAAAACGUCAAGAAUCAGAAAGUUCAAAUCAAAGUUUGGAUGAUUUCAAGAAGAAGAACCGUAAACUAAAUGAAAAUAAUGAAAUAAAACAAGUUGGAACAGAACAAGCAACAACUAGAGUUAACAAUGUGAAAAAACCCAAUUUUGUUGGAAAUAUGACAUUAAAUGUGAAAAAUAAUGAUGAAAGUUCAGAUAGUGAUGAACCAUUAAUUGAAAAAAUGCGGAAAAGUAAUGCCCCCCCAGUAGUUGCAACAUCUUCUAUAUCCAACUCAAUUGCUACAGUUAUGACAAAUGUUGUCACUACAGUAGCUUCAACUAAAGCUAAAGUAAAAUCACCAGUUGGUUUAGCAAAAAGCAUUGUGACAAAUAAUGCACCUUUGAGUACAAGACGAUCGGUUAGGUCUGCAAUGCCAGCUCAAAAUACAAGAAGUAAGGGUGAUAUCAGAGUCCAUAUUGAUAGUGCAACAACAGCAGCUGAAGCAGUCCGAAGGAAAACAAGAAGUGCAGUCGACUUGGAGUUAAAAAGAAAAAAAGAAGUGAAGUGACAAUUUGCAGGCGACGCUGUCGCCUCCUUGUUCGUGCCCAUUUCAGAGCUGCAGCAGUAGAUGUGUGGCCAAUGUACAGAAUGUGAUAAUCCCCAACUACAAAUUUCGUUUAUUUGACCUAACCUCUUGUAUAUAGCUAGAAUUCAUUGUAAAUAUAGACAGAAAAGAGCAGUGUCUUCAUACACUUUGUAUAUUACGCUAUUUUCCAUACAUAACCUUUAUUCUAUACUAUACUAUUUCAUUUGCAUUUUACGUACAAAAACUUGAAAUAUUUCACUUGUAUAAUUGUAUGAUUAUAUUGUAAAGUUGUUGACAUAUUGUUUAUGUUUUAGCUUAGUUUUAUUUGUUUAUUAUUCUUAUUAUUUAUACCAUGGAGCCUUGUAGAAUGUUUCUGGUUUCUUUACGUAAAAUACAAUACAUUGUAAUGUUCUUAAUUGUAGAUUUGUGGAACGGUUGAUCAUUAUAAAAUAUACAUUGUUAAAUAGAAAUAUCUUAAUAUUUA
This is a messenger RNA of Harmonia axyridis, 4712 nucleotides long. RefSeq lists its product as uncharacterized. NCBI's taxonomy places the organism in Eukaryota, Metazoa, Arthropoda, Insecta, Coleoptera, Coccinellidae. Bases 425 to 4210 code for a protein of 1261 amino acids. Gene Ontology annotation, cellular component: transcription regulator complex; nucleus; histone methyltransferase complex. Gene Ontology annotation, biological process: positive regulation of transcription by RNA polymerase II. The record is from RefSeq and is a predicted model, not a curated record. The transcript has 4 exons.